GCAUGGUUUGCAUAGCUUCGCUUUCACCGGUGUUGUGUCGCCGCAUGCAUGAAAUUUGUUUGAACAGUUCUAGCUCGGUGGAAUCAGUGUACCCUUGUUUGAAUUACGAGCUGUAGUGUUUUCUGUCACAAUGUACGCUUCUAGAAUGAAACGGAGCAAUUUUGUGGUUGUACCCUGGUAUAAUAGGCACGAAUGGGAGAGGACGUACCAGAACCUUUUCAGCAGUUCGGCCGAGGAUCAGUUUGCCGGGCUUGGAAUCGUUGCUGCGUGGCGUAGCAGACUUUACAGCCACCUUCCACGAGCCAUUGAGGCCACAGCAGCACUGGUCCGGGCGCAGCUGAGCGACAGCCGUCUGCAAAGCGGCACGGCGGGAGCUGGCAGACUCAGUCCCGAGGAGCUCAGCUCUCUGUAUGCUGUGGCCAUAGUCAGGUUUGUUGGUGACAUUGUUGAGCCUGUACGGGGCGUGAAGAACAUUAGUGCAAAGGAAGCCGCAUUCCAGCUGGGCAUCCCAGACUGGAUACUGGAGCUGCGGCAUGCAUCGGCGCAUGGUUCCGUGUGUGGCGCUGCGUCCCUUGGUGUUCUACGCUCGGCGGCGGCCCUGCUGCUGGAGUGGCUGCGGCUUCACCACUGGGAACCGCAGAGGGACACCCUAGUGGCCACUGAGGUGGCCGUGGCUGCACUCCGCCAAACGAGCAGCAACGAUGACGAUGGCGAGCCUGCGUGCUGCAGCCCGGCCCAAGUGCGGCAGACACUCGACAGCUGGCUGUUGGUGUCCAUCAAGCGGAGACGCAAGUGCCCGAGACGCGAAAUGGACGAGCUGCAGAAGAAGAGGCAGGCGUGCCUCGACCAGAUUGCUGCGUUUGCCGAGGAGGACAGUGACCUCGUUGUGGACAUGCUUAUCACGGGUGGAGACUACCUGCUGCCGUCGAGGGAAUCCCUGGAGGAGUUGUGUCCGAAUCUGAAGCUGUCCUUGCCAUCGUCAACGGAUGGCUCUCCCUGCCGCCUUCCACGUGUCCUUGCCGACCGCUGGGACCCCCUUCUCGCAACACUACAGCCUCACGUGCUGCAGAAGUUGGCCGAGCGCUUCCUGUCGCAGCCACGCAACACCCGUCGCAGUGAUGAGGAGGAGAGCUUGCGCCACUACCUGUCGGUGGCUUGGCUCGGGCACCUACUGGCCAGCAGGCGCGAACAUUCUGGCCAGUCGUCGGGAACCGGUGAGUGCAGUGACCAGAGCAGUGGAAGCUCAUCAACUCCUUCAAAGCUCAAUGUGACACGACUUCUCAAGGCUGCCAUGGACAAUCCGAUGGAGUACUCGACCAAAGCCAUCACACUGCUGUCCCGACACAUGUGGCCACUUCUGAGCGAAGCAGAGCUCGGCCACCUGACGGCACUGGCAGCCAUCCAGGGGGGCCUGAUGGUGGGCCGCAGAUGGGACGGCAGCGACAGAAUGGAGGAGAACGAUGGCGCCGAAGGAGGGCUCGACGACGACGAGGCCGGUGGCGAGGGGAGCUACGUGCCAUUCACCGUGGAGGACUUCCAGGGGUCUGAAGAUGGCUUUGAGGAGCUAGCCUGGAAGCUGCCUCGAACUCCAAUGGAGUGGAGUGACAUGCCCAUCGGAGCACUGCCUGGAUCCCCUGCCGACAGGCUUGACCUGAGCCUUGACUUCAAGGAGCUGAGGCCAGUCGGUGCGCCCAGGCCAGGGGAGCGAAGGUUGGCCUCGGAGCAGGGAAGUACAGAGGCUGGUGUGGAUAACGAGGAUGCCCAGCUGCCAUCGCUUGCAGACCAGCUGGAGCGCAUCAGUCAGAAUGUGCAGCUUUUUGUCGUCUGAUCCACUGCACUUGUGAUAUAUGUAUGCCAAUUUUGAAGUAAUAAAAUCUCAUUCCCAAGGUUUCA
Molecule: messenger RNA, 1893 nt
Organism: Dermacentor andersoni
Lineage: Eukaryota; Metazoa; Arthropoda; Arachnida; Ixodida; Ixodidae
Biological process (GO): maturation of 5.8S rRNA; maturation of LSU-rRNA
Cellular component (GO): preribosome, large subunit precursor; Las1 complex
Molecular function (GO): endonuclease activity
Source: RefSeq, a predicted model, not a curated record